This is a messenger RNA of Macrosiphum euphorbiae (potato aphid), 453 nucleotides long. Lineage: Eukaryota; Metazoa; Arthropoda; Insecta; Hemiptera; Aphididae. The record is from the annotation of a GenBank genome assembly.
AUGAUAUUAUUACUACAAAAUGCUAUUCAAAUGUUUCAAGAUUUACAUUCAAAAGGAUUUAUAAAUUCCUUACUCACCUAUAAAACUAGCCAAGACCAUAUUGAGACUACAUUUAGUGCAAUCAGAAGCAGAUUAGGGUACAAUAAUAAUCCAACUUGUAGACAAUUUAAAGAAGCAUAUAAACGAAUAUUAGUUCAUAGUGAAAUUGUUGGAUCUCAAUUUGGCAACUGCGCUUUAUUAGAUAAUACUAAACAUUUAACAGUUGAUUCUUCUGUAAAAGAAAAAGAAUUAGUAUUUAAAAUAAACGAUACCUGGAUACCAAAUAGCCAUCUUUUGGAUCAUGAUUAUUUUGAUUCAUACAUGAAUAUCACAAAAUUUGUUGAAGACACUUCAGAAUAUAUUGCAGGAUUUGUUGUGAAAAAAAUAUUAAAACUAAUUGCCAAGCUUCACUAA